This is a messenger RNA of Anguilla rostrata (American eel), 6841 nucleotides long. RefSeq names its product solute carrier family 7 member 3b (gene slc7a3b). Bases 2202 to 4142 code for a protein of 646 amino acids. Lineage: Eukaryota; Metazoa; Chordata; Actinopteri; Anguilliformes; Anguillidae. Gene Ontology annotation, cellular component: plasma membrane. The record is from RefSeq and is a predicted model, not a curated record. Gene Ontology annotation, biological process: L-arginine import across plasma membrane; L-ornithine transmembrane transport. The transcript is spliced from 12 exons. Gene Ontology annotation, molecular function: L-ornithine transmembrane transporter activity; L-arginine transmembrane transporter activity; L-lysine transmembrane transporter activity.
CUGUAGAUUUGUUUUGGAAAUGCGCUACUAAAACGUCACUGGUUCCAGAACCGACAGCCGUUUGGUUAUAGUAUGUUGGCUAGCAGUCAGUGCUGCUUGGCUACGGGUCUUUUUGAAUAAAUGGCUUUUAAACUUUCUUGCCAAUCAGUUUGAGUUAUGUAAGAGAGCUGGAAACAUUUUAGAACUAGAUGCGUAGAGUGAAAUCCAUAGGCUUUUGCUUUUACUUUUUUGGCACAAAUAUAUGUCUGCCACGGUGCGUGUGUGGGAUCCCUACCACUGUAAAACAUGGAUUGCGCAGCCGCUUGCAUUGUGUUUUUGGAGGAAUCUCAUGCAUUGCUCCGUUAACAAAGUCAGAUCUUAAUCUUGUAAAGGAGAAACUCUGCUGUUGGUAACAUUAUGUUUUCAGACUACUCAAUACGGGAGUGAGUGUUUUUUUUUUUUUUUUUUUUACCAGUGUAUAUUUCUUCUUGAAUUUCGGGAGUUUGUAGGGCAAGGACAAUGCUUCUGGUGUUUAAUGUGGAAAUUAAGGAUCAACAUAUAAUUCAGCUCUAUGUAAUAUUGGAAGAUUCCAGCGUUGGGCUGUAUAUCUGAAUGUUUUAAUCUGAUAAAGCGAUAGAGCUAUAUAAAUUUAAUCUUGCUCUUGUACAAACUAGAUGAACUAUCGACCCCUGUUCCUGAUAUAAUGGUUGAAAAUGAAGAGUGUUUACAGUAGUUGUAUGAAUGAUGGGCACUGACAGAUUGCAGACAGACUGCUGUCUAAUAGGAUGCUGGAAGACUUUUAUUUCCCCAGAGAUGGUGAAUGGUGUCUCCCCUUCAGUGCUGUCUUCCCCUCCUUGCUGGUGUGUGUGUGGCAGUCUGGUACUUUGUUCUUUGAUGAGAUUUCCAGCAUUGGAAAUGAAGAAAGAAGAGGUUUGAGGUGCUACUUUGACUCAAAGAACGUGAUUGGUUUGUAUGACGAUUCAAAAGUGGUUAGCAGAUGGAUACAUUUCUUUCUCGUAAGAAAGCAGCACAUCAAUAAAGUCUUUUUAAUAUAAAACAAAACGACUGGAAUUUUAAAAAUCACAUUGCUCCAGAUGGCUUCACUGGAAAUACAGGCAUAUGGUCUGGUUAUGUGGUAUUGCAGAAGAAGUUUAGCAACAGAAAAGGCAAAGUAAUCAAUACUCUUGCACGAGUCCGAGUAGUAGUGGCUCUGACGCACGUUCAGUCGGCAGCGUGAAUUUCACGUACGGUCCUGCUCAAUCCGGUUCAGUGUAUAGCGAUCUUGCGGCCAAACUGCGUGUAGCGUUUGUGUGUGACCUGACAGCUGGAAAGAGGUUGGCAGCAAGUAUUUGUUCAGGUGUGUAUGAAGCGUAAACAUUGGACUUGCGUCUGAACGUAACAUAUUUGUGGUGUCCUGCACGUAUGUGAAGUUAGUUGGCAGGUUUUGAUGUUUGCUCACUCUUCCAUUUCAUUUAGGUUUUUUUCUUCUUCAUUUUUUCCUCACUGUUGCCCGAAAAUUUGUAACAUUAUUAAAGUUUUGAUCCCCAUACAGUGAAAAAUUGUUGGUUUGAAAGAUACAGCAGUAAUUUGACUUGGUAAGCGGGUGGCUUGAUUGGCAUCAUUGCCUUGAAUCAGUUAGCCUCGCAUAGGCAGAGAUGCUUUAUUAAAAUGCUUGCAUUCAAUGUUUACAGUGUUGCUGAUACAUGUGGCGUGGAGUCUGUAGGGACUCUCAAUGCAUAUAUCACCCCCACUCAUAUGGUUGGGGGUUAGACCCCUGUUAUGGCACUUCCUUUGCUGUAAUCCCUUUUUGAUCUGUUGCCCUCUCUGCAUUUCCCCUGUCUAAAUAAAGUAAAAAUAGUGUUAAAGAUGUGCAGUCUGUCCUCUCCCCUUUAAAAGAAAAAGAAAGGAAGCUUAUUUGGAAGGUAAACUGGGUUACAAUCAACCUGCAGGUGCCUGGCUUGUGUGUGUGCAUGUGUGUGUGUGUGAAUGAGACAAACAGAAGGUAGUGAGUCACCCUCGUCAGGUUGGCUGCGCCUCUCUCUCUCUCCUCUCAGUGCUCAUCUGUAUGUGCGGCUGCCGGUCUGGAACGUUCCUGAUGUCGGCUGAGUAAAUGAGUCUAGAUUGGCUGAGUCACCCCGGGGGGUCCCAGGAGCGGAACCCAACGAGCCUUCCUCUCUCCGCUCUCUCCCACGCUCCCCCCGCGUGCCACGCCCGCACCCGCCAUGGCCGGUAAAAAGUUGGCGUCCUUCGGCAAGGCCCUGCUGCGGCGCCGGGCUCUGGACUGCUCCCAGGAGGAGUCGCGGUUCGCCCGCUGCCUGUCCACACUGGACCUCAUCGCCCUGGGCGUGGGGGCCACCCUCGGGGCCGGGGUGUACGUGCUGGCGGGCGAGGUGGCCCGCGAGAAGGCGGGGCCCGCCAUCGUGCUCUGCUUCCUGGUCGCCGCCCUCUCCUCCGUGCUGGCGGGCCUGUGCUACGCCGAGUUCGGCGCCCGCGUCCCCAAGACCGGCUCCGCCUACCUGUACAGCUACGUCACGGUGGGCGAGAUCUGGGCCUUCAUCACCGGCUGGAACCUCAUCCUCUCCUACGUCAUUGGCACAGCCAGUGUGGCGCGAGCCUGGAGCUCCACCUUCGAUAACCUGGUGGAGCAGAAGAUCUCCAGCUUCUUCAAGGCCUCCAUGGCGAUGCAGGUUCCUGGGGGGGUUCUGGCCGAAUACCCAGACCUCUUCGCCCUCAUCUUGAUCAUGCUGCUUACCGGCCUGCUGGCUUUCGGGGUGAACGAGUCCGCGCUGGUCAACAAGAUCUUCACCGGGAUCAACCUGGUGGUCCUGGGGUUCGUCAUCAUCUCGGGCUUUGUGAAGGGGGACACCCGCAACUGGGCGCUCACCGUGGAGGACUUCUGCAACCGCACCAACAUCACCGCGCCAGAGUCGAUAGAGGAGAAGUUUGGCUCGGGCGGGUUCGCGCCGUUUGGGUUCAGCGGGGUUCUGUCUGGUGCGGCGACCUGCUUCUAUGCUUUUGUGGGUUUCGACUGCAUCGCCACCACAAGCGAGGAGGCCAAGAACCCCAUGCGCUCCAUCCCCAUCGGCAUCGUGGUGUCCCUGCUCAUCUGCUUCUUCGCCUAUUUCGGCGUGUCCGCCGCCCUCACCCUCAUGAUGCCGUACUACAUCCUGAACACCCAGAGCCCUCUGCCUGAGGCCUUCAGCUACGUGGGCUGGGGUCCCGCCCGCUACAUCGUGGCCGUGGGGUCGCUGUGUGCUCUCUCCACCAGUCUGCUGGGAUCCAUGUUCCCCAUGCCCCGGGUCAUCUACGCCAUGGCGGAGGACGGCCUGCUCUUCCGCUUCCUGUCCCGAAUCAACCAGAGGACCAAGACCCCCCUGUUGGCCACCAUCGUGUCUGGCUGCGUGGCAGCUCUCAUGGCCUUCUUAUUCGACCUUGCCGCACUGGUGGACCUAAUGUCGAUUGGGACCCUGCUGGCGUACACUCUGGUGGCUGUGUGUGUGCUGAUCCUGAGGUACCAGCCGGGCAGCCUGAGCUCCUCCGGCGGCAGCAGGAAGCUGGAGAACGUGGUGGGGGCGGAGAAGAUGGCCAUGACGGAGGGGGACAGCGGGGACGAGUACGGCCCGGAGUUGGAGACGCGGCCGCUGAAGGAGCGCUUCUCCUUCAGGCUGCUGCUCUCGCCCAGCUGCGACUCCCCCACCAAGACCUCCGGGACCAUCAUCUACAUCACCACCGCUGUCAUCUCUGUGCUGUUCACGCUGCUCUGCGUGGUGCUGGCGGUGUGGGGCCCGGAGGUGGUGGAGGGCCAGCCGCUCUGGGUGACCCUGUGCGGCCUGCUCACUCUGCUCUCCGCGGUCUGCCUGCUCAUCAUCUGGAGACAGCCCGAGAGCAAGGAGGAGCUCACCUUCAAGGUGCCCCUCCUCCCUGUGCUGCCAUUGGUCAGCAUUUUCGUCAACGUCUACCUCAUGAUGCAGCUGGACCUGGGCACUUGGUGUCGUUUUGCCGUGUGGAUGGUUGUGGGGUUCUUCAUUUACUUCGCCUACGGGGUGCGGAACAGCUCGGAGGCCGCAAACGGGUCCUCCCAGAAAUUCGAGCCCGCCCUCAGAGCCAAGAGCCCCAUUUACCUGGCGGGGGAGGACAGCGAGGCCGAGGCCAUGGCGCCCUGAGGGAGGGGGGCGGGGUGGGGAACGCACCCCCACCCCCCACCCCCCUUGUCCGUCCGUCAUUUCCUGUUACAGCAUCGCACUUCCUGAAUCACCUGCGAAACAUGAGACUCAUCAGCAUCACCUCGCCACUUUUCUGAAGCCUUCUCUGUAAAUGUUUAUCUCUGUCAGACCCGACAGGUUGUGUAAAGCUGACUUAUGGGGCUGAUAUCAGUAACAUUUUUCAUGUGCCCCACACCCCCACCCCAAAGAUUUUUAAGAACUGAGUAUUAACAAACCUAGCUCUGUUGGAAGCGCAGAUCAACAGUUAGUACACUUUAGUGUAUUUGCCAAUGUUCUUUGCAAGUAGUUAUGAAGCGUACAAAUUCAGUAACAACAUCCUCUCAGGAUGUCACAGAGAUGUAUUUCCUUUUUUCUUCAGCAUUCGCGUCAAUCGAAAAGAGGAAACUUGGUCGCUUAGACAAAAAAGAAACUUACAGUAUCUUCAGCUCGUGCUGCGCACACGCGGUUGCCACGGUUGCCGGUUCUCUCCGCUUAUUGGCCGUGGCCGAGACAGAACCGCUGGGCUGCAAUGUCCGCUGCUGUCUGCCGGGACCAGUCUGGUAUAAACAGGGUAUCGCUGCGUCUUUCUCACCCACUGUGUCACUGCAUUGUCCUCAUUGAUUGUAAUGGCUGACCACAUGCUCCAGCAGAAUCCAGGAGGAGAUCUCUAGCAUACAAGAGAUCUGACUCCCCUAGGGCCUAGUCCCUGUACUUCAUACUGUGUGAGGAUGUGAAGUUGACAAUCUUUGACCCAAGUGAAGGUCAUCUUUCUUGUAUUGUGAUGAGUGCUUCUAUUCAGGAGUAACUGCUUUAUGUUUAUCCUGAUGUAUUUAAGCAGUCCUUACUCAUAUAGACAUACGUCCACAUAUUUUUGUUAAAUACGUCAAUAUAUAGGUCAGAAAAAAUGUGGACAUCUAUAUAAUUUCUGAUAUUGAAGAAUGAAACAUAAUAUUCCCCCAUAUGGAUGAGCCCAUAAUUAUUUUUUACUUGAGUUCUUAAUUGUGCCGUAAAUGGACCUGGGUUGGUAGAGAAGCCAAGAGAGGCAAUAUAUAUGAAUUUAUUUUGUGCCUUGACAGAUAGUCAUUACAAAUAUCAAGUAAAUUUAUUCCCAACACUAGUGCACUUUCAAACGGAUGAAACUGUCUGGUCUGAUGUUUGGGAUUCUUAACCGAUGCAUUUGGGAGUGUUUCAUCAGUUUUUUUAAUGCCUUUGGACAUUGGAGUUACUUGAGAUGAGUAUGGAUGUCUAUACAGAUAUAAAUGUUCUUGUUCUAUCAUAGUAUUUCUCUGUCCUGGUCAUUGAAACCCCCUGACUGAGCUUGUAAUUAAAUCUUGAUCUGAAUUUUGUGAAAUCGAUCUCUGCCGUUACAAGUCUUCUGUUGAUUCAUUUGAGCCAGACAAGUUCUAGUUUCCCUGCGGGAGUGGGGGUGUUGAUGAAGGGAGGUGGGGUUUGCCUACGUUGUCUUCGUCUUGGCACCAAAAGGUUUUUUUUUUUUUUCCCCCUCCCCAAAGAGUAUAUUCAUAUUCUGGAGACUGCCGCAUAGGGGAGUGCUUGUAGGAAAAUAAAUAUUUUGUAUAUUCCAGUCCUUUUAGUUUUUGGCUUAGCCUGUCAUUUGAGCCUCCAAACCGCACUAAAAUUAGAAGUGCGAUUGGUGGCUUGGCAACUAUUUCAGUAGCGUUUUUCCAGACAGAUUUCUCAAAGACAGCAGUUUAAAGUUAAUUAAAGACGGUUUGGAGAGGCUAUAACGGCUAGCUUCUGUUGAGAUGACAUGCUUGAAGCUUUAAACUUCACUCAGCUUUGAAGACACUUGCGGUGUCAAAUUGCACGAUAAUUUCACUCAUUCUCUUCCUGCCCUCAGCCCCGAGAAUGCUCAUUCUUCUUCUCUUUUCUGUCUUUUGUAAUCAGUAUUUUAGUCUCCUAUUUUUCUAAGUGUACAUAAACAUGUACAUAUGUGCAUCAAUUUUUUUAAUAUUUAAUUUUUUUUUUCAUUCAUUUGUUCCUUGCACCAUCAGGUGUAACUUGCAUUUUUGUGAAUAUGUUUUUGAGCUUUUUAAUUGUAAGGCAAAGAUUAAAAAUGUAUUAUUCUUACAGCUUUGAGCCCUGGAUUGAGGUGCCUUGUAUAGCAAAGCGAAAGCCCAACUCUGUUACACUACUGAAGUCCUGGAAGGACCUUACAAAGCAUAGGAUGAUGUAGUUACAUGUCUUUCUUACAGUGUCACCAGUAUGGCCAAGCCCUUGUGUCAUGGUGUGCUCUUAUGUCUUCUUGCAACUGAAAAAAACCAGCACUUAAGUGUUCUUAAUGUUGUUACAUAUCCAUAUAUAUUCGCUUAUUUAUGUAUAUGUCAUGUUGAUUCUGUGUUUCUGUUCUGUAAAUACAGUAUGUGUUAUGUCUAUUUGGACUUUUAAAUUAAGUGUAUUUCAAAUAAAAUUAUUUAGUUUUACAUGAUAUAUAACCUUGUCUCUCCUAAAAAUAAAAAAGGUUUUUUUAAUGAAACCAAUUCAAUUCUAUGUGGGUUUCAUUUUCUAUUGUAAUAUUUUGCAUAUGUGAAUGUCAUGUUAAUUUGAUAUGUAAUCACUUGGUAUCUGUAUUAUACAGCGGAAGAUUUGACCCUGGAGAAUUCUGUGGUGUUGAAAUAUUGAAAUUAAAACCAUUUAUUACA